UUGAAGUCCAAAGAAAAGGGGGUGUGGAGAGUCCAGAAUAAUGGGGCAUCAAAUGCUUAUGGGGAUUCGCACUGUUCCAGAAUUCCAAGAUCUGCACCAACCUAUCCAUUAUUUAUUUCAAAAUCACAGACCCCUCUUCUUCUUCUUCUUCUUCUUCUUCUUCUUCUUCUCUCUCUAAAAUUUGAACUCUUCUUCAUUGGUGGAGCUGCGAGAGGAUUGGAAUUGAGUGACCCAGAUGAGCCAAUAUCAAAAUUUCGGGGCUUAGAGGCUUGUGGGUGCGUUGGAUGGUGGCUCGGAGAGGCUACCAACAAUUCAAAUUCGAGGGCUCUCUUUAUUAAAGCUUUGUAGAGUCGAACCCAAAGCCAAUCAGGGCUCCGUCGGAAAGUUGCACCCAAAAAGGUGACUCCUACCCUUACCUUCUUUUCUCUCUCCUCUCUCUCUCUCUCUCCUUUUCUCUGCAACUCUUUUCCAUUUGGUGCUUUUAGGGCAAAUCUUCUGCCAUUUCGAUCGUUACCCAGAUGAAAUCAACGUUGGAUAUGGUUCAGCUGAGAUUCCUGUGAGGGUUGCUGUAAAUAGGAGGAUUAGUAAUCAUGGCAGCUGAAUCAAACAGGGGUUUUCACCAAACGUUAAGUUCUGCUUUGAAUCGCCACGCUAUAUCUUUUCAAUCUACUGCAACAACCAGCAGCUCAGAGAUGAUGACAAUGGAGAACUACUUUGGGGUCAAUAACGCGUUGGACAUAAUGUUUUCGGGGAAUUCGAACGUUGUCAACAAUAACAAUCAUCCUGUUAUUAGCCAAGCUACCAAUUCAUCUGGUUCUCUGCUUCUUGAUACGGUGCCAGGGCUCAAGAAUGAUGCUGGGUUGGCAGUGGAAUGGUCUGUGGAAGAGCAAUUCAAAUUGGAGGAAGGUCUUGUCAUGUUUGCUGAUGAACCAAGCAUUUUGAGGUAUAUCAAGAUCGCUGCCACGUUACGUGAUAAAACUGUUCGGGAUGUUGCUCUAAGGUGUCGGUGGAUGACUAGAAAACGAAGGAAGCCCGAAGAACAUAUCGGAAAGAAAGCGAUCAAUCGAAAGGAUAAACUGAUGGAGCCAUCUUUAAAGAUAAACACACCUUCAGCCCCAGGACCCAGCAUGGCUGCAUAUUCUCAUAUGAUGCAGCAUCAUAUGAAUGGAAAAGAAAGAGCGCCUUCUGAAGUCUCAGAGAUUAGCAGUGCAGCUGCGCAUCUUCUGGAACAGAAUGCUCAAGCUUUUAGUCAAAUUACUGCCAACCUUUCCGUGUACAAGUUGCAGGAUAACAUUGAUCUUUUCUGCCGGACAAGGAAUAAUAUUAUUGCUAUCCUAAAUGAAAUGAGGGAAACUCCAGGUAUAUUGAGCAAAAUGCUACCACUUCCUGUAUCUAUAAAUGAAGAUCUAGCAAAUAGAAUUUUGCCCAGCACAACCUGAAUUGGACCGGCUCCAUUCUUUUGGCCCUUGGUUGUGUUUUAUGCUUACACCAGGGCCAUUGCAGAGAAAUAUGAACAAGAAGAAAGAUGAUGAUGUAGGGCUGAUUGGUCAGUUAGCCCACUGCCUGACCAAUCAGACAAAAUCAAAUGGAUGGCUGAGAAAAGAGUGAUUGAUCUUGAUGUCAUGUCUCUGAGUUCCCUCCCCCAGCACACAAAAUAUUACCAGGGAAGCAAGUGUCAGCUGCUGCAGAUAUAUUGGUUGGGAGAUCUGAGUUAAGGGAGGAAGAGAGAAAGGGGAAAAUAUUGGAUCUGCUGCUUCCAAUUUGUACUAUUUUAGGCAUUACCUAAAAAUAGAAUCGUUGUGCACAAAUACUUGAUAUCAAAGUAUAGCAGUUCUGUAGUUAUCUGUG
Cucurbita moschata (crookneck pumpkin) is the source of this 1848-nucleotide messenger RNA. RefSeq lists its product as uncharacterized. The coding region runs from base 591 to 1439 and encodes 282 amino acids. The record is from RefSeq and is a predicted model, not a curated record. The transcript has 9 exons. NCBI's taxonomy places the organism in Eukaryota, Viridiplantae, Streptophyta, Magnoliopsida, Cucurbitales, Cucurbitaceae.